AUGUUAGAAAGAUGUUUAUUGGAUUGGGGUCUUGAGGAUGUGUUUGGGGUUACUCUAGACAACGGUAGUGCUAAUACGAAGGCAAUUGAAUAUUUGAAGAAAAGUGUGAUUGGUUGGACUUCAUCUCAAGUUAGAGCCGAAUAUUUGCACGUCAGAUGUGCAGCUCAUGUUCUUGCCAUUGUGACAAGAGAUGAAGUCACACUCUACAAUAAGUCGAUAUGUAGGAUCAGAUGGAAUAGUACUUAUUUAAUGUUAGAAGCUGCUGAAAAGUAUGAAAAGGUUUUCAAAAGGUUAGAAAAGCAUGAUAGGGACUUUAGACAGAAGUACAUAUUUGAAGAAUCAAGGAAAGAUGCUUUACCUGAUACUGAUAAUUAUGACAUGGAAAUUGAUAAUGUUUUUGAGGAUUACUCUAGUUCUGAAUAUGAGGGGGAAGUUGAGGAUGAUUAUUUUCUGCCUCCACAACUGUUACCACUCCUUGUUUUUUUGUGGGAAGUAGUACUCAUCCAUGAACAGUUAGUUGAGUUUAGAGAUAAUGCAACUAAUGAUCCAUUUAUUGCUCGUACGGCUGAUAUUAUGUUUAGAAAGUACAAUUUUUAUUGGGGUGCUUAUGAAAAGAUGAAUUCUGUCUUGUUUUUCGCUCAACUGUUGGACCCAAGAGAGAAGGAGAAGGGUUUAGAAUUUUCUCUUCAGUGUUUAUAUGAGCAAGACCUUGUUAGGGUUAAUACAGUUAUGAGACAGGUCAAGAGGGGCUUUAAGAUACUCUUUGAAGAAUACAAGUCUUUUCAUUCAAUUAAUGAGGAGGUGGCAAGUUCAUCUACUAGUGUUGUAGUUGAGAACUCAGUUAUUGCUCCAAAUGGUGGUCGACUUGCUACUCUUCUGUCAAGGAAGAAAAGGCACAAGAAGAACCAAUCAGCUGCUGAGGAAACAAUAACAAAGUUGGAUAUGUAUUUAAUUGAAGUGUUUGAUGAGUCUGAAUCGGAUGGGAACAAUACAGGAAAGUCUAGUUUUGAUAUUGUGGCUUGGUGGCAGGCUAACAGUAGCAGGUAUAAGAUACUUUCAUGUAUUGCAAAGGGUAUAUUAGCCAUGCCAGUGUCUUCGGUUGCCUCUGAAUCAUAUUUUAGCACCGGAAAGCGUGUGCUUAGUCCAUGGAGAAGUUCUUUAUCUCCAAGGACAGUUGAGGCUUUGCUCUGUUGUCAAACUGGUAAGCAAACCCAUUGA
Messenger RNA from Papaver somniferum (opium poppy), 1218 nucleotides. Its product is annotated as zinc finger BED domain-containing protein RICESLEEPER 3-like. The record is from RefSeq and is a predicted model, not a curated record. Bases 1 to 1218 code for a protein of 405 amino acids. Lineage: Eukaryota; Viridiplantae; Streptophyta; Magnoliopsida; Ranunculales; Papaveraceae. Gene Ontology annotation, molecular function: DNA binding; protein dimerization activity. The transcript has 4 exons.